Racocetra persica is the source of this 1149-nucleotide messenger RNA. Lineage: Eukaryota; Fungi; Glomeromycota; Glomeromycetes; Diversisporales; Gigasporaceae. The record is from the annotation of a GenBank genome assembly.
AUUCUAAAUUCCCCGACUUCUCUUUAACGAAUAAUUUCAAUAAUCCUGGUGCUAUUGAUGAUUCUUAUUUGUCAGCUAAUAAUUCUAUCGAUAUCAACAAACCUGUCGUAAGAAGGUCAAGUGAAAGACGUCCAUCAAGAAAGCAUAAUCAUAGUGAUUCAAUUGAACAUGAUUAUCAACUUCCCUCUGCGGUUGGUGAUUAUUCUAAAGAACGCCGUCGUUCUGACGUCUCCCCUUCAAAAUCUAAAUGUUCUCAACGGCGUAAAGAUGUAAAAUCCACGUCUGGGAUUUUACAAGUUAUUGAAUCUUGCAAUUAUGACAAACAGGAUUCUAAUAAAGAAUCUGAUGUAAAUAGUAUUUUAUUAAAUCCAUGUAUGAAGUCGUUGUCUUAUUCGCCAAAGAUCGACCCUGUUUGUUUAUCUGCUCCUCCUCAGCAAACGAACAACAACGCCUUUUAUUUUCCUCCUCUCAACUAUUCUAACGCGAUUCUUGCUCUUGAAGAAGAAAUGUGUAGUAAACACGAUGAUACUGAAACUUCUGCCCAUACCAAAAGACGUUCGGAUAUCUUUCUCUCUACCAAUAAUUCAUUUAUUCCGGAAAAGGCUCCUCGUCGUCAAUCCAGUACAGCUAUCGAAUUGCAAAGCCAAGUUGCUCCUUUUGCAAGUCAUGAUGCUGUCAUGUUAUCAACCACUCCUCCGGCUUCUCGUAGGCCAUCUACUUCUCCGGAUAGACACAUGGCAUCAAAACUUUAUGCUGGUCCUACCUUCCAUAAUUCUCCUGCACCUAGCGAUUUGCCUUUACCAUCUUUCCUCAGUAAACCUCCUAGUAAGGAAUCUAGUCCUAUGACUCCUAAUGCCGUCUUGCCAGUUUUCACCCCGUCUAGGGUCCCGUCACCGUCUUUGUCCUCUGGCAAUUCCUCUGAUGACGAUAUGUUUACUAUGGAUGAUGUAGAACCUGAUGCCGUUAGAUAUUAUGAUAGAUUUUAUUCUGUGCGAAAGCAAGAGUCUUCUGAACUUCUCCGUAUUUUAUCGGAUCGUCAAUAUAAUUCAUCCUCCGCAUACAUGGUUCCCGAACGUAUGGCCACUUCUCAUAACCCGACUCAAGUUUAUCCUACCAGAGAUGGAUUGUCGUUGACCGAAAUUUCGGAAA